UACGAGGUUGAAAAUUAAAAAUCUGGAAACGAACUCUUUUUUUAGGUUAUCUUUAUUUGUUAGAAACAAGAAUAAAGUAUAAAAGUAGAAUACAAAAUUCCACAGUUUGAAAGGAAGACGGAAACAUGUACGGAAAUUACAGAUCUAAGAACUCUAGAAUCGAGGAACUAGCUAUGCCUAGAAUCAGAAAAGACAACACUAGCAAUGUUAAUGCUUUUAAGGUGAAACGAAGAGCAUUGUCAUAUCAAAUUACAGACAGUUUAAACAAAUUGGCUCAGCCUAAACAUCAGCGACAUAAUAACAAUGAAAUUUGCGCCUCAAGAUCAACGAAGGAAUCUUCGAAUGGAGCAGGUCAAAGCGAUGAACGAUCUACUGUUAAGAAAAAGAGAAACACCAAAUCGAAUCGAUUCGAAAGAAGAAUAUUUUUGGAUAACUAUACAAAAAUGGCAGCUGCAAGCCAUAAUCGAAAAAUGUUAAGAGAUGUUCCAAAACCAAAAAGAACUUUUACAGACGGAGAAUGUUCAAACAUCGAUGAAUAUUAUCACUCCGAUAAUCGGGUAGCUUCAGAAAUGAAAACUAAUCAACCAAGUGAAAGAAACAUGAAACAAAGGGCGAACUAUUCCUCCAUUUUGAAGCCUCGUUGUACAUUCGAAUAA
Messenger RNA from Orussus abietinus, 656 nucleotides. RefSeq lists its product as uncharacterized. The coding region runs from base 126 to 656 and encodes 176 amino acids. The record is from RefSeq and is a predicted model, not a curated record. Lineage: Eukaryota; Metazoa; Arthropoda; Insecta; Hymenoptera; Orussidae. The transcript is spliced from 3 exons.